This is a messenger RNA of Periconia digitata, 2248 nucleotides long. The record is from the annotation of a GenBank genome assembly. Lineage: Eukaryota; Fungi; Ascomycota; Dothideomycetes; Pleosporales; Periconiaceae.
UUGAUAUCAAUCCGGUGGUGUACUGAACCACAUCCGAUUUAACGUUGCUAUAUACAACGACGAUGUGCGAUUGCAACUUCGUGUAUACCGUGCUUGAAUUGGACCGUAAUACAUCUGGACAGCAUGGGCGGGCUUUAAAUCCGUCUGCUCUCAAUCCGCCCCAUCGGAAUCUGACCCCUGACAAGUCCAUUACAUGCACUUCAUGGGGCCAGGAGCCAAGCCACACACCUGCGUCGUCGCACCGCAACGCCCAACCGCAUAUAAGGAGAGCACCAUCACUCGGCCAAAUUCCCGAAUGAGAAAAAGAUGGCGUCUGUAAACCAGUUCCAGAUCGAAAUGAACGACGACAAAUUGCGCCAGAUCGAGCGCCAGUACAAGCUCCGCGUCAAGACUGGGUGUGAGACGUGCAGGGCCCGGCGGGUGAAGUGUGAUGAAACCAAGCCAGAGUGUAGCAGGUGCACCAAAACCGGUCGCAAGUGUGAGGGCUACAAGACUACGGCCAGUUCUCCCAGUGCUAGUGCCUCGUACAGAAAUCCCUCGUUCCUGGUCGUGCCUCAGAGGGCGACGCCGCCGACGAGCGUACCCAGGAGUCCGUCUCGGACACUAUCGCCGGAUGCCAUGGAAAACAGGUCGUUUUACUACUUUCAAUCGCAUACGCUACCCAAAUGGACCGAGUUCUUCGACUCUGAUCUGUGGACUCAACAGGUGCUGCAACUGAGUCAUCAAGAACCGGCAAUCAAACAUGGUAUACUGGCUUUGAGUUCCAUGCAUGAGAAGUUCGAGACCACAAUCCCCAGCUCCAAAGCCGAUACUUUUGGCUUUAGACAGUACAUGGAAGCCGUCAACCAUUCCCACAAGCUAAUCAGCGGACAUCAACGACAUGGAAGAGACGUGGAGAAAGUAUUGGUAGCAUGCAUAAUAUUCACCUGCUACGAGAACCUCGCUGGGAACUAUAGAGCAGCUAACAUGCAUCUGGAAAGUGGGCUUCGCAUUCUUGCCCAGCACAGGCAGAGUAUUGGACAAGGAAAUACCAGUGCCUCUCUCGAAUCCAUUGCUAACGUCCUGUAUCGAUUUGAUCUCCAAGCCAUGACUUUCUCCGACAAUGCUUCGCCUUACGAGUACGGGUUUGAUAAUCCUCCGGAGUGCCCACCAAUACCGCACAUUUACACUAAGAACGAAACGGCGAGAAACGACCUGGUCGGCCUCUUUCGCUGCAUGAUGUGGAUAUCAGGCAUAGCGAACAUCAAUCCUCAAGCACCAGAAAACCCCAUCUGGCUUCGCAUCUACACUGAUCUGAUCAGUGCUUUCGAAUCAUGGGAUCGCACAUUCGAGCUUUACCAGAAGAACGUUCCACCAAACGAGCAAGGCGACCCAAAAAUCUACGCAGGCAACACACUCCUCAAGAUGUACUCCAUCCUAGCGCGCACAAUCGUUGCUUCAGGAGCCGGCCAACGCACAGAGACAGCAUGGGACGGGUUCGUAGAUUCGUUCAAAACCGUCGUCGACCUGGCCGAAACCCUUCCCAUCCUCACACGGCCUGUAUCAUCGCCCUCACCACCGCCACCACCGCCAGUGUCCCGCACUCCAUCUCCCAUGUCCACCAGCAGUACACCGCAACCGCAACCCCCUCGACACAGAACCAUUGCCCCCAACCCCGCCACACCAACCCCGUCCCCUCCACCAGGAACCUCGACCCUCGUCUUCUCCGCAAACACAACCCCCUCACCACCGGCGCCAUCGCACUCCCCAUCCCACACCCCGCCACCCCCCAAAAGCAGACCAACCUCCUUCUCCCCUUCCUUCGAGCUCUCCCCCAUCGUGCCCCUCUUCGUAGCAGCGUGUCGGUGCCGCGACCCCAUCAUCCGACGGCGCGCCGUAGCCAUGCUGCUCAACUGCCGCCGUCGCGAGGGCGUCUGGGAUUCGUACGCCGCUGGCCUCGUCGCGCUGCAGAUUGUCAAACUCGAGGAAGGGCUCGACCAGAUGCAUGAUGUGGGGCCUACGAAUUGGUUGCCGCUUGGGAAGGACUAUAAGGAGGGCAUCCAUGUCGAGGAGAAGAGGAGGGUGCAGGAUGUUUUCAUCAGCGUGAAUAUGGGGGAGAGGUGCAUUGGGGUGAAUUAUUUGGUUAGGAGUGGGCAGGCUUUUGAUCGGGUUUUGAAGUUUUGAUGGGGAGGUUGGGGUUUGUGUGGUAGGGGGGUGUUGCAUCAACUUUUGCUUGUGUAUGUGUGCAUGUGUAAGGAAUCUUUUUCUU